CGGCGAGGCGGAGGCACCUGCGUGGCGGUGGCGAGCAGUAGGCUGCCCGCGAUGCCAGCUUAGCGGCCAAGCAUGGCGCGGCGUCUGCGGGCCGGCAGGUGCCGGGGCGGGCAGGGCGGCGCUCCCCCGACGGGACGGGCGCUGGCGCUGCUGCUGCCGCUGUGGCUGUGCGCGGCGGGCGGCAGCGCGGCGCCGGUGUAUAACCUCAGCCUGGCCGUGGACGAGGGGCUGCCGGCCGAGACGCUGGUGGGCGACAUCCGCGCGGGGUUGCCACCGGGCGCGGAUCCGCCCGGGGGCUUUUUGCUGUCGGAGGGGAGCGGCGAGUCGGCGGUGCUGGCGGACUUCCACGUCCAACCGGAGACGGGCAUCAUCCGCACGGCGCGGCGGCUGGACCGUGAGCGGCGGGCACGCUACAGCUUCGCGGCGGCCACGCUGCGCGGCGAAGUGGUGCAGGUAGAGAUCGCUGUUACCGACGUGAACGACCACCCGCCGCGCUUCCCGAAGGACAGUCUGCAGCUCAACAUCUCCGAGCUCAGCCCGCCCGGCACCGCUUUCCGCCUGCCGGCUGCCCGCGACCCCGACGCCGGCGCCUUCGGCACGCAGGGCUACGCGCUGCUGGAGGAGGGCGGCGCGGCGGGGGAGCCGCCGCUCUUCCAGCUGCGCUAUGUGCGGCCGGAGCCGCUGGAGCUGGUGCUGCUGCGGCGGCUGGACCGCGAACGGGCGGACGUCCACCGGCUGGUGGUGGAGGCGUGGGACGGCGGCAGCCCGCGGAGACGCGGCCGCCUGCGGGUGUCGGUGCGGGUGCUGGACGAGAACGACAACGCGCCCGCAUUCAGCCGCGGCGAGUACCGGGCGCGGCUGCGGGAGGACGCGCCGCCUGGCACCGCCGUCUGCCGCCUGCGGGCCACCGACCCCGACCUGGGUGCCAACGGCGAGGUGCGGUACGCCAUCAAUCGCCGGCAGAGCGACCCCGACGGCUAUUUCGCGGUGGAGGAGCGCAGCGGCGUCCUGCGCCUCCGCCGCCCGCUGGACCGCGAGGCGCGGGCCCUGCACCGCCUGGUCGUGGAGGCGCGGGACGGCGGCGCCCAGCCCGAGGUCUCCAGCGUCCUCGUCUCCGUGGCCGUGCUGGACGUGAACGACAACCGGCCCUCCAUCCGUCUGCUCUACCUCACCGAGACCGGCGGUCCCCGGGUCUCCGAAGGGGCGCGGCCCGGCGACUACGUGGCCCGAGUCUCCGUCUCGGACGCCGACGAGGGCGGCGACGAGGAGGGCGCGGAGGGCGACGGCGGCGGCAUCGCGCUGGCCCUGCUGGGCGGCGACGGCGCUUUCGCGUUGCGGGCGGCCGGGGCCGGCGUCUUCUUCCUCUGCGUGGCGGGGCCGCUGGACCGAGAGAGCCGCGACCUGUACGAGCUGCGGCUGGUGGCCACGGACGGCGGCACGCCGCCGCUCUCCGCCGAGGAGCCGCUGCUGCUGCGCGUCGCCGACCUCAACGACGAGACGCCCGCGUUCCCGCAGCCCCACUACCGCGCCGCCGUCUCGGAGGCCGCCUCCCCCGGCACCGCCGUGCUCCGCCUCAGCGCCUCCGACGCCGACGAGCCGGGCUCGCCCAACGCCGAGGUGCGGUACGCGCUGGAGGGCGACGCGGCCGCCCUGGCCCUGCUGCGCAUCGACGCGCGGAGCGGCGCCGUCAGCACCCGCGCGCGCCUGGACCGGGAGCGGCAGGCGGCGCUGGAGCUGCGCGUGGUGGCGCGGGACGGCGGCGUCCCGCCGCGCGCCGCCGCGUGCCGCCUCAGCGUGCGCGUGGAGGACGCCAACGACAACGAGCCGCGCUUCGCGCGCGCCGUGUACCGCGCGCGCCUGCCCGAGCACGCCGCGCGCGGCCGCCGCCUCCUCCAGGUCAAAGCAACAGAUGCAGAUGCUGACCAGUUUGGAGAAAUUGAGUAUUCACUUUAUGAUGGAUUUAAUUUUUAUGAAAAAUCCAAAGCUUUCCAGAUUGACCCACACACUGGUCAGAUCUUUGUGUCUCAAGACAUUGACAGAGAAGGAGAUCCAACCACUUAUGAUCUUUUAGUAAAAGCUACAGAUGGGGGUGGUCUGAGUGCCCAAGCUUUUGUUCGCAUCGAGAUAGAAGAUAUUAAUGACAAUCAACCUGUUUUUGAACAAGACAUCUAUGUGACAAGUAUCAGCAGCCACACACAGCCAGGAACAGAAAUCAUCAAUGUUGUGGCCACAGACAGAGAUUCAGGAAUAUUUGGCAUUGUCACAUAUGAGCUGGUCCCAGGAGAAUUUUCUUCUUUUUUCACAGUGGAUACAUCCACAGGAAUUAUUUACCUGACCUCAGCUCUUGGCCACCUGGCACAUUCUGCACUCUUCCUGACCGUUUCUGCACGGGAUGGGGGUGGCCUUCCCUCUGCCAGCAAUGCAGCUGUCACAGUAAACGUCCUUCAGACUGUCUUGGUCCCUGCCAUAUUUGAGAGAUCUCGGUAUAGCUUUUCUGUUCCAGAAGAUGCACCUGAAGACAGUAUGAUUGGCACCGUAAAGGCCAGAGAGCCUCCAAAUUCACUAGAAGUGGUUUCUUACAGAAUUUGCUCUGGUGAUCCACAUGGGAAGUUCUCUAUCGACCCCCAGUUUGGCAUUAUCCGCACCAAGAAACAGCUUGACCACGAAGCUCAGUCUGUUGUGGUGCUCACUGUUCAGUCACAGCUGGGUGACUCCCCUGUCUACAGCAGCACUCAAGUCAACAUAUCUGUGACAGACAUCAAUGACAACCCUCCUGUGUUUCUUACCAAAUCUGAUAAGGUAACAAUCUCACAUACCCAGCCUCCUGGCACUGCUGUCUACAUUGCUCAUGCAGAAGACAAAGACAGUGGCCUAAAUGGGGCAAUCAAAUACAGUAUUGCAAGCACGCAGUCAGAUGCAUUUAGCAUUGAUCCAAGUCUCGGAGUGAUAAACCUUACCAGGACAGUGUUGGCAGAAAAGCAGCAGGAAUACACUCUACACAUAGCAGCUGAAGACUGUGGAAGUCCUCCUCUGACUUCUUUGCUGAUGUUGACAGUGGUUAUUGAAGAGCAGAAGAUGGGCCCUACUUUGGUUUUCCAAAGCCUGGUGUAUCAAGUAGAAGUCGGUGAAGCUACCUCUCCAGGUGCCCAAAUCCUUCAGGUUCAAGCACACUCACUUGAUCCACACAGCGUUACCUCCAAUCUGACGUAUUCCUUAGAGCCUAGCACUGAUUCUGUUGCAUUUGGAAUCAGCUCUGAUACUGGCUGGAUUUAUCUUCGGAAACAUUUGAAUUAUGAAUGCACACAGAUGCUGAGUUUUAGAGCCUUGGUCAGCACAUCUGAGGAUGAAAACCUCAGGCAAAAUGCAAGUGCAUCUAUAAUAGUUAAUGUCCUGGAUGAAAAUGAUCAUUCUCCCAUGUUUAUGCAUGAGAGCUACUUCUUUGAAGUUGAAGAAAAUCCGAUUCCCAGUGGUGUGGUUGGCACCAUUACAGCUGUUGACAAAGACUCAGGAAGAAAUGGACAGCUUUCCUAUUUCCUCUUGUCUGAUGGAAAGUAUUUCAAGAUUAAUUCCAACACAGGUGAAAUCAUAAACUGGGCGGCGCUGGACCGUGAGGAGCGGGCCCACCACGAGCUGCAGGUGCUGGCGACGGACGCGGGGCGGCCUCGGCGCAGCGCCACGGCCGCCGUGCACAUCUCUGUGCGUGACCGCAACGACCACGCGCCGCGCUUCCCGCAGGAGGCGCUGCGCCGACAGGUUUUGGAAGGGCAGCCAUCAGGGACACUUGUUGCCACCAUCUUUGCAAAAGACUUUGAUUCUGGAAACAACGGUGUUGUGUUAUAUUCAAUAGAAUCAGAGGAUAUAGGAUACUUCCAGAUUGAUGCUGUCAGUGGAGAGUUAAGAACAACCCGGCCUCUGUCACAUGCUGAGAGAUCUGACUACAGAAUGACGGUGAUAGCCAAGGACCAGGGGAUGCCUUCGCUUCAAGGACGUGCUGCUGUUUACAUCCAGGUGAUCCCACUUCCCAAUGGGAGAUCUGGCUUUUCUCAGGACUUCAGGCACUUUGUCGUACCUGAAAAUUUUAAACCUGCACAAGUGUUGGAUUCUCUGAAGGUGCCAAGUAACCAUGUAGCACUCAACAGGAAACUACAUUUCAGUAUUGCUAAAGAUGAUAAUGUUCAUUUUGAAAUAAACAGCUUAACAGGAGACCUUUAUCUUUCUAAGGAGCUUGACUAUGAAACAGAUUCACACUUUCUUUUGCAAGUUAUUAUAAAGGAUUAUAAUAAUCCCCCACAAAAUAGCACUGUCUUCCUAAGUAUUGAUGUAGAAGAUAAGAAUGAUCAUUCUCCACAUUUUCAAGAUGACUUUGUAGUGAUUGGCAUAGAAGAAAAUGUACCCGUUGGCACUCUGGUGUACACAUUCAAUGCAAAGGAUGAAGAUGGCAGUUUUCUGAACAGCAAAAUAGAGUAUUCCUUAGAAAUAAGUAACACAGGUGAAAAUCCAUUUCUUAUUGACCCUUUGUAUGGCGCCUUGACCACAGCUUCUCCACUGGACAGGGAGAUUACUCGUUCUGUGAUCUUGACGGUGUUUGCAGAAGACCAGGCAAUAAAUCUGACUGAUCGUCGGCUGGAUUCCCUGGCUGUCAAAAUUGUUAUUUUAGAUAUCAAUGACAACAGCCCCAGUUUUAUGUCUUCGCCUCUUUCCUAUGUCAUGGAGGAUGUGGAGGUGGGCUUCCUUGUACACCACAUAAUUGCAAAGGAUCCUGAUGAGGGAAGAAAUGGACAAGUUACAUAUCACAUUCUUUCAGGCAAUGAAAACAAAGCAUUUGUACUGGAUAAAAUCACAGGACUCUUAACUACAGCCCAGUUUCUAGACCGUGAGGUUCAGGAGCGCUACAGUUUGACAGUCAUAGCUCUUGAUGAUGGCAGCCCAGCUCUCUCUGCCACACAAAUUCUAACCAUCAUUGUUCUUGAUGUGAAUGAUGAGACCCCGGGAUUUCUGAAGCAACUUUAUGAGACUGCAGUUCAUGAAAACCGAGAUCCAGGGGAGUUUGUCAUAAGAGUGGAGGCUGUGGACCGAGAUGCAGGGCUGAAUUCCUUGCUUCAGUAUGAAAUCUUACCAGGAGCUGGUUAUGAGAAAUUCAAGAUGAAUUCGGACAGUGGAGAACUUGUAACAGCUGCAUCACUGGACAGGGAAACCCAGGAGGUUUUCAGUAUUAAAGUUUUGGUUCGGGACAGUGGAACUCCAUCGCUGUCAAGCACAGUGACAGUAAUCUGCACAGUGCUGGAUGAAAAUGAUCACUCUCCCACAUUUCUUCUUCCUUCCUCUGAGAUCUUUAUUCCAGAGAACCAACAGCUUUCUGUUGUCUACAUUGUCCGGGCUGUAGAUAUGGAUGCUGGCAAUAAUGGAGCUCUAAGAUACAAAAUAAUUGGUGGAAAUGUUGGAGAAUACUUCACACUAAAUAACACAUCAGGCAAGCUGCUGAUCACUCGUAGCUUAGACAGAGAAGACAUCAGCAAUUUCACUCUUGUAAUUGCGUGCCAUGACCUAGGCAGUCCCUCGAGAAGCUCCACUGCACAGCUCUAUCUAACAGUCUUGGAUGAAAAUGACCACAGCCCAUUGUUUGUGAAGACCCAGUAUCAAAUCUCUGUGACAGAAGACCUGGAGGAAGGCUCAGCCAUCCUGGACCUCUCUGCUUCUGAUGAAGAUGCUGGCCUCAAUGGUGAAAUUAUGUACUCCCUCAUUGAUGACACCUAUGGAGCAUUUGCCAUCAAUAGUGUCACGGGAUCCAUCAUUACUACAAAGGCACUGGACAGGGAGACCAAGUCACAGUACACUUUUAGGGCUGUGGCAAGUGAUUGUAGCACCCAUUUUCCAAGGAGCACCACUGUCAGUGUUGUGGUGCACAUUGAUGAUGUCAAUGACAACGAUCCUGUUUUUUUGCAGAAUCCUAUCAGGGUCUUUGUGCCUGCUGAAACUGCUGUGAAUGAGACAGUAACCACUGUGAGAGCAGAGGAUGUGGAUCUGGGAUCAAAUGGAGCUAUUGUUUUUAAUUUGAUGAUGGCAGAAACUGUAUUUCAAAUCAAUGUGAAGACAGGUGACAUCAUUCUUCGGGAGCCCUUGGCUUCCAAGGCCUUCAGUACCCAGCUGCUAGUGACAGCUUCAGAUCAAGGCAUCACACCUCGAACAGCCACAGCUGUGGUCAUUAUCUUUACAGAAGAGCAAGAGGAGGUGAUCUCAUUCAGCCACAGCCUGUACGAAGCAAGUGUGCCUGAAAACAGUGCAGCAGGUACAUCACUUCUAACAGUAGAAGCCUAUGAACACAAAUUUACAGGAGAAGACAUAAAAUACAGUAUCUUCAUUGGGUCAAACCAAUCAGUGGUCAGUUUGUUUUUUUUUUUUUCUUGUAAUAAACCAGGCACAAUCACAGUAAAAGAGCCAAAGUACCUUGAUUAUGAACAUAAGUGUAAAAUACAUCUUACAGUUGUGGCUGAAAAUAGCUUCAAUUCAGUGUUCUGUGGAGUGACAGUUUUGAUUCAAGAUGUGAAUGACAAUGCACCUAAAUUUGAGCAAAGCUAUUACAAAGCAUCAAUAUGGGAAGGCCAGAGUCCUAAAACAGACAUCAUACAGGUAUUUGCAACUGACCUUGACAGUGGGCUGAAUGGAGAAACUGAAUACUCAAUUGUAUCUGGUAAUGAAAAUGCAGCAUUUUUGAUUGAUUCAGCACGAGGAAUUCUAGCAACUAAUAUGGGCCUAGAUUAUGAAAAUACUUCAUCUUACAGGUUGGUUGUACAAGCUGCUGAUAAAGGAAACCCCAGACUCUCUGCUACAGCUGUUGUGAGGAUACAAGUGUUAGAUGUUAAUGACAAUGUUCCAGUUGUCCAACCACUAGGUGAAGUGGAGGUCCCAGAAAAUACCCUGCCUGGUUUUAUAGUGACUCAAGUGUCAGCAAGUGAUGCAGACUCCAGGCCAGCACUUCAGUUUGGGUUUAUUUAUGAUAAUAGUCCUGAAAUGAAAUUUGCCAUCGAUCAACACACUGGUGUCAUCAUAGUGGUGGAACCAUUAGAUUUUGAAGAAACUGCUGUGUAUACACUACAUAUCAUAGUUUCAGAUUCUGUGCAUCAAAUAGAAGCAGAACUCACCAUCCUUGUUUUGGACAUCAAUGAUAACCCUCCAGUGUUUACUCAAGAUUUUUAUCAGGUGAACUUGCCAGAGCUCAUUUCUAUGGAUGCCACUGUUCUGACGCUCUCUGCCAUAGAUAGGGAUUCUGAACACAAUGGAAUGAUUUCCUAUAAAAUCCUCUCUUCCUUUGAGGGAUUUUCCAUUGAUCACAAGAAUGGUUCACUGUUUGCCAUGGAACCAGUUAUGCAGCUGAAAAAUAUUUCCAUUAUUCAUCUCCUGAUAGAAGCUACAGAUGGUGGCAGUCCCCCCCUGAGUGCAGUUACCUCCAUAGAGGUGCAUGUAGAAGAUGUCAAUAAUUGUGCCCCUCGCUUCACAAAGGUUCUGUACAAUCUCAGUGUGAGUGAGGAUGCCUCGGUUGGAGAAAGUGUCCUUCUGUUCUCAGCCAUCGACUGUGAUUGGACGCAUGACAACACGUUUGUUGAAUACUCUGUUAUUGGUGGCAAUGCUGAGAAUUUAUUCUCCAUAGAAACAAGCGUUGUGGAGUCGGAAACAUCCUACAAACUUGUCGGCAGUCUCGUUUUGAGCAGUGCUCUUGACAGGGAAACAGCUGCUUCUCACCAGUUGGUUCUCCUUGUCUCUGAUCAUGGAACACCCUCCUUGAAUUCAACUGCUACAGUGCUAAUAACUGUGCUGGAUGUUAAUGAUAACCCUCCAGUAUUUAGCAGCCCAGAGUAUCAUGUUCAUGUCAAAGAAAGCAUCCCCAUAGGCAGUCACAUCACUGAAGUUUCAGCAAAAGACUGUGAUGCAGGCACUAACGCAGAGAUCACUUAUGCUAUCAUCUCUGGAAAUGACAGAGGGCAUUUUGGCUUGGAUGGUAGAACAGGAUAUGUAAAUUUGAUGAAACUGCUGGAUUAUGAGGAUACCAUGAAAUUCACUUUGGUUAUCCAAGCCACAGAUGGAGGAACUGAUGUAAAAAAUAUGGCUUUUGCUGUUAUUCUUGUUAGUGUCCUAGAUGACAAUGAUUAUGCCCCGCUUUUUUUGUUUCCCAGUCUGAGCUGCACUGUCAGUGAAAAUCUGCCUACCUUUUCUUUUGUGUGUACUGUUUGUGCAUUGGAUUUUGAUAAAGGCUCCUAUGGGCACCUUACCUAUUCCAUUCAGUCUUCAUGUUUGGCUCAUCGUGAAGCUGCUAGAGACCAUGACAUGUUCUCCAUUGAUCCUUUAACAGGAGAUAUUCAUACAAAGCAAAUGUUUGACUAUGAAAGUCAAAAUAGGUACUGUCUCAUAAUCCAAGCAAAAGACAAAGGUGAUUCAAUGGCUACCACUACAGUUCAGGUAGAUAUUGAGGGGAGAGAUGAAUUUGACCCAGUGUUUACACAAGAACAUUAUUUCUUUGAUCUCCCUGAUAAGAAUGAAGCAGGCCAGUUGAUUGGUAGAGUGACAGCAUCAGACAGUGAUGGUGGACUGGAUGGAGUUGUUCAUUACUCCCUUCUAAAACCUUCUCCAUUCUUUUCUGUGAAUCAAACCAGUGGCAAUAUUUAUUUGACUCAGACUGUUCACAGAAGGAAGAAUGACAUCAAAAGGAAUGAUGAUACUCUGAAAUUGUUGGUAAGAGCUCAUAGCCCCAAAAUUGUGUCAAGGUUCACAGCGUGCACUGUUUUUGUAAAUGUUUCCAAUUCUCCUGAGAGUGAUCCCACUGUGUCAGCACACAGCCUGACAGUGAGUAUUUCCAUCUCACUGAUGGUGUUUCUGCUGCUUGCCAUCAGUCUUAUCACACUUACUCUGAGACUUAAGCAGAAAGAUCUGAUGAAUGUUUGUGUGAAAAAAACCCCAGUAUCCUCCUCAGCUGCUGAUGUGAAUUCAAUAAGAGAAGACAAGGACUGCCAGAAAAUCCAAAGUACUGAGAGCAGUAUGCUUCCCAUGGGUGCUAUAGCAAAAUGGCUGAGCCUAGCUGGACUCGGAGAGGGGAAAGAUGAUGAUGUCUCCUGCAGGCAUUCAGACUCCAGUGGCCAUGGUUCUGCUGAAGGUGAGUCUGCAGAGGAUGAGGAAAUCAAACGGAUCUACGAGUAUCCUUGCAGAAAAAGCAUUGGCUCAGCACUGAGCAAGCACGGCUCGCAGAUGCCAGAUUCGGGGAUCCCAAGAGAGUCUGAUCAGUUCUCCUAUCAUUCUGGAGAAACAGAUGUCACAGCUACCAUGCAAAGCAUAGAGAAUAUGCAGACCAUUAAAGGAGAAAGCAGAGAAGAAGCCUGUGGCACAGCCUAUGCACAUAAAAUCUUGUCUCAAACACUUAGGAAAAUUGGAAUAAAGGAGGAAGGCAUAAUGACAGACCUCACAAGAGACUAUGUCCUGAUGUCAGACAGGAAAGACUCUGGGUAUGAUUUGCUUGCAACUGUUGGCACCUCAGAUGAGGAUCUCAGAGGUGGUUAUAACUGGGAUUUUGUGCUUAGCUGUGAACCCAGAUUUCAACCUCUUGCCUCGGUGUUUAAUGAUAUUGCAGAACUGAAAGAUGAAAAUGUUCACAUUCACAGCUUCUCUAAGGAGAAGAAAUCUCUUGUUUUCCCUCCUCCCUUGAUAACAUCAGUAGCACAGCCUGGCAUAAGGACAGUGCCCCCAAGAAUGCCAAAUAUAACAUCAGGGCAAGCUUUUAAUAAAGACUCUUAUUCUCCCAUUAUCCAUAAUCACGGAUACCCUCCACUAACCAUGACCCCCAGAUUUUCUCCUAUUCUGUCUUUACUUACCGUGCAGACACCUUCUGCUUCUCCAAUAGUGUCUGAUGGCAAAAUGAUAGGAACAUGUCUUAUUGAUCCAAGCUACGAACUUGCAACAGAGGAAGAAAUUCAGGUCUAGGUUAUUAACUGGCAAUAUUUUAUGGUAAAAAAUAUGGCUUAAAAUGUAUUUUGUUACUUUUUAACAGCAAAAUAUGCCUGUCAGAGCUGCAUCACCAGUAUUCUUUCUGUUUUCAUGAGCCUAAAAAGUUAAAAUAUAAAGCAGUCAGAAAUUUGGUAACUAUACCUCUUGUUCUUCCCAGAAUACACUGUGAGAAUACACUUCUCUUUCAACUCACAAGUAUGGUUUCCUAUGUAAAACACACAGCCAAGUGCCUGAUAACCAAUUUGGCCAAUUUUACCAUUUUUCUUAUAAAGUACAUUAAUAACAAAUGAAUGGAAGUAAUUCUUUAUUGUGGAAAACAUUUGUUAGCAUACUGGUGGGUUCUGACUGAUUCUGUGGUGGGGUUAGAGGAGAGUACUGGAGGGAUGUGUAAGUACAGUAGAUGUGGGGGUGGGCAAAGGAUAAAACAAGGACUCCUACUGAGCUCUUUCUCUAGUGUUUACCCGGGUUUCCCACAUCUCAACCUCUGGGUCCCAAAGAUCUGUUUGGCCUGGUGUGGUUUCAUCAUCUGCAAUGGCUCCUCAGUGGGCUUUCUUGGCUAUCUUUGUGCUGUGGAACCCACUCAGCAGGUUCUGUGCACCUUUUGUUUAUCUCCUGGUUUAAAGCCAGCAAGUCACAAUAAUUUGAAUAAUGGAUCACCUUUGGAAAACAGAAUAACCAGUAGUAAGAUAAAAGCAACCAUUUUCUCUCUUACUAGAUCUCAAGUAGAUACCUAUUGUCUUUUUGUCAUAUUACAGAGGGUGCCCUGGGGCUCAGGCAGCUGUAAGAACAGUUGUUACAGUUCUGUAUGCCUUCACCCUGGUCUUUGGUUCUGUGCUGAACCAAAGAUCUAUGUAAGACCAGCUAAUCUGGCCUUGUUUGUUGUAUGUAUCAUACACAUGGCAUUUUGUGUACGUAUGUAUAUCCAGACACAUACACAUGCUGUAUAUGCUUGUAUAUUGAUCAAUAAAAUACACAGA
Vidua macroura (Pin-tailed whydah) is the source of this 10964-nucleotide messenger RNA. It is a transcript of the gene DCHS2, whose product is annotated as dachsous cadherin-related 2. The transcript is spliced from 21 exons. The record is from RefSeq and is a predicted model, not a curated record. Gene Ontology annotation, molecular function: cadherin binding; calcium ion binding. NCBI's taxonomy places the organism in Eukaryota, Metazoa, Chordata, Aves, Passeriformes, Viduidae. The coding region runs from base 73 to 9963 and encodes 3296 amino acids. Gene Ontology annotation, biological process: homophilic cell-cell adhesion. Gene Ontology annotation, cellular component: plasma membrane; catenin complex.